CUCAGAAAGAAUAUCACAACGUGAAAAUGAGAAGUUUUAUUCAAGGAGCUUAAAGAAGAGAACGAGGAAGCGAGAAGGCGUAAAAACAAUACCGCGAUCACGAAAUGGCAAAAAUUGUUUCAACCUAAUAGUUGGUUACUUUUCCCUAACUACUAAACAAACGAUGGAAAAGCCAUGGAAAAGCCAUGGAAACCCGACAACUUCCCCAAAGAAACACCAAACAAAUGUCCAGUCAAUAACCAAUCUGUUAGCCAUGCAGUAUUGCUGGUUACCACAAGAGCGACGUGAACCCGUUUUCCGGGAAAAGCCACCGGUGGUCAUCUCAAAUAACCGAUUCCAACGCAUCCGUGCCCAUGCCUACCAGACGGCAAAGCAGGAGCAACUCCAUCAGCUGCAGCUGCGCAAUGAGGCUGAUGAGAAAAUCCGAAUUGGAGGUGAGGAACUCCUCAAGAAAUUCGCAGGCCGGAAUCUCUGCAUCUCGCGGGAAGAGGAGUGCGCCCGGGAACUUAAGCAAAUGCAAGAGCAGCAUCUUGAGGCUAAGCGACUAGCGGAGGAGGAGACCAAGGCUUCUCGUUUGGAGCAUCAGAAAACUAGGACAAAACGCAUUGAAGCUGCCCAGAAACUUCUAGAACAACUACGGCCUGGCCCAAGGGAAUUACAGUGUGCUCGCCUACAAAGUGAAGUUAUGCGAAGUGUCAAUGUCCAACGUGAAGUCCAAGCGGAGUUCGCCAAGGCCAACCAGCGUCAGAAGGAACUGGACAGAAAGAUCUUCCAAGAGCAGGUGCUGCGUGGUUUCGAGGAGGCCCAACAGCGCCACAAGGAGCAAUGCCAGCAGCUGGGCCAGCACAAAAGGGAGCUUCUCCAAUUAAUAGCGGAGAGGGAACGGGAACGACAGGCGACCAAAGCCAAGGAGUUGCAGGAAGCCUUGCAAGAGCGGGAGCGCAAUCAACGUAUGUUGAAAGAUCAGCAGGACAAGGAAAAGCAACAGCAGGCCACCAAGCAGCGCCAGAAAAGGGAUGAGGCACUAGCCUCCUUGGUCAUGUCGGAGCAACGUCAGAAGCGUCUUCAAAUGCUCGAGGAGGUGGAGCAGGUGCAGUGCGAUAUCCACAACGAAGCCAAAGGAUACUUGGAGAAGCUCAAACGUGACAGAGCCAAGGAGCGAGUGGAGCAGCGCAUUCGGCGAAAUGAGAAACUGGCCAAGGAGUUGGCUCCUCGUCUGCACUAUAGUGCACGUGAGGAUGAGGAGCGCCACAAACGUCAGGUGGAUGAAAUGCGAAAAGUCCACAGUGCCGAGCAGGCUAAGAGAAGGGAAUCUAAGGAGAAAGCCAAGAAUGCCCGUUUGGCUAUACAAAAAGAGGAGGAGGAGCUGUCCAGGAAAAUCCGUCAAAGAGCUGAAGAGAAACGCAAGAAGGCCGUUAUGCUGCGCCUUCAAAACGAUCUUACCAAUGUCCAGUUCAAGCAACAGCAACGUCAGGAGCAUCUCCAACGAAUCAGAGAUCUCCGCCGCGAUCUGGAUGAGCAGGUUAAGAAGCGCAUCGAGGAGGAGACUCGACCAGGUACCAACUACAAUAGGGAGGCCCAACUGGAGGAGCUACGAGAGGAUGCCUUCUUCUUCGACUAUGCCCGCCAACUGAUGGACGAGGCCAAUGCCAAGGGGUGUCCCCUGAAGCCAUUUAUACGGGCCGUUGGUCAGUACAAAAAUGAUAAUGGUAUAGGAGCGGAGAUAAGGGUUCCACGUCAUAUGGUAACCCGAUUGCCCAUGGGCAGGCGAACUCAAGGUGAUAGUAAGAUGGAGGGUAAGGAAAAGUCCUUGGCGGAACAGGAACCCAAUGCAGAUGAGUUGAGUAAGGAGGAAAAAUUACAGAGACAGAGAAUCGAAGAGAAUCUUAAGAAAAUUGAGGAAUUGGUGUUGCAAGAGGCCAAGGCUAAAAAGGAUUUAAAGAGCUCAAAGAAAGACUAAAAUUAGAGAACAUUUUUGAUAAAAUUGGAAAUAGAAACCAUUAUAUUAUUUUUUAAGAACUUAAUGCUUAAGAUUUCAUUUUGAAUAAUUAAUCCAAAGAAACCUCAAAACAAAAUGGUUGAAAAUAAAACCCCUAACUUGACAUGAAUUGUGGUUAAAUUUGUAGGCUGUAACUUGAUGGCGAGGUAUUUGAGGGAUAUCCAUUACAGUGGCAACUGGAAACUCCUGAU
Molecule: messenger RNA, 2190 nt
Organism: Drosophila eugracilis
Lineage: Eukaryota; Metazoa; Arthropoda; Insecta; Diptera; Drosophilidae
Product: trichohyalin
Exons: 2
Coding region: 164-1960 (598 amino acids)
Source: RefSeq, a predicted model, not a curated record